Messenger RNA from Portunus trituberculatus (swimming crab), 2908 nucleotides. RefSeq names its product probable serine/threonine-protein kinase dyrk2. NCBI's taxonomy places the organism in Eukaryota, Metazoa, Arthropoda, Malacostraca, Decapoda, Portunidae. The record is from RefSeq and is a predicted model, not a curated record. The coding region runs from base 1223 to 2539 and encodes 438 amino acids. The transcript is spliced from 7 exons.
CAGGAAGGAAGAAGAGGAAGAGGAAGAGGAAGAAGAAGAGGAGGAGGAGGAGGAAGAGGAGGAGGAGAAGAGGAUAGUGGAGAAGUGGAAGAAGCAAACAGAAGGAAUAAUAAGAAAGGUGAAGGACUUGGCUAUCCUACUUAGAGAGAAUGCUUUGAAGGACUUUGAGAAGGAUACCAUCUGGACCUGUGUUAUGAAGGAGUACUGGCAAUCUUCCACAGACUUUCCUUUCAUCACUAUCUUGAGCCCUUCCCCGCAACACACCAGCCUUCUACAGGACGCUGGAACUGCAAUACAGGCUGUGGCAAGGACCUACAGGCUACAGGUCACCACACAGCCCUCUACCAGCCCCCUACAAGCCCCUAUAAGCCCCAUACAGCCCCCUACAAGCUCAAAAUCUUCGUAUAAACACAAAGAAUCAUCAAACUCAAGAGAAAAUAUUUUGGCUGGUUCUUCUACUGUUUUUGCCCCUGUGGGAGUCCCCGGGGGUGUUAGGAAGGGUGUUAAUGGUGGUGUGGGUCCUCAAGGAUCUGUUCCAGCCCCCCAGGUGUCUCCAGCCCCCAUGGAAGCUCUAGGGGCUCAGGAGAAGGCUACAAAGUGAAGUCACACUCCCCCAGCGUUGCCAAGACGACGGAGGGUACCAAGGGGAGCGGCAGUCCCACCCCGUCCCCCACCAAGGCCACAGGGCAGGGGAAGCCACAGGGGAAGAGGGAAGAGGAGGAGGAGAAGAAGAGGAAGAAGUUUUACCAAGCCCAGUCAACUCUCAGCAAUCUUUGAACACAGUAGGACCUCUUGAGAAGGUGAAGUUAUGGCAAGCAUCACUGAUCAACUCGGAAAACCUGGUCGCCAUCUCUCCCUCUUCUGACUCUCCCAGCUCCUCUCCCAGCCAUGCCCCGUCACUCCUCUCCCUUGCAUCUAGUCACUCCUUCACCCCAGACACCCCACACACCCCUCCACCCCCCCACACCCCCAGAGAGAGCCAGGAAACACCCUCAAACACACACACAACAAGAGAAAUUUUUUAACAGCAUCGAAAAAUACCACUCCUUGCUUUUCUCCUCAUCCCACCCCUCGUACGCCUUCCCGAGCCACCCCACGGACACCCUGGGGGAGGUUAGGACACCCCACACCUCUCACGCACCCCACACACCCCAGAGACGCAGACAGUGGGUGCCCCGGUUCAGAUCACAGCUUGAGGUACAGUCAAAACGCAAGCUUAGAUAUGAUUGAUUAUUUGCCAGUUUCACAGCCUUCCCACAGCCUCCCACAGCCUGCCACAGCCUCCCAUGCCUCGUCACAGCCUUCUGCAGACCCUCAUGCUUUGCCACAGCCCCUCGUAACACACCAGGCUCCCUCACAGCACUUGGAAACAGCACACAGCGAAAUGGUGACCAGAAAUAUACAAGGAGAUGAACAAGCACACAUAAACACAGCACAGAACAGCACAGCAAUGUCACACAGUGUUACACAGCUGCCAGAGGAACAGUGCAGCAUUAUAAACAGCAUUGCAGACACCCCAGAUGCCCUCACAGCACCACAGCACACAGCAGAGGAUGAGAUAUUAAGCCUAGCCUUCGCAGCAUGUCCGAAAAACAGCGUUGAGAGAGAGAACAGCUUACAGCAUGACACAGCAGCCACAGAGGGACCAGUGACGGGUGAACAGCAAGUCACAGCAUCACCGAACACUGUCAAUGCUGUGAGGGAAGUGAGGAGGCCUAAAACAGCAAGAAAAGGCGGAAAAUGUAGAGAGACUUUAAAUUCGAGAGGCUUUCCAACAAGAUACCUAACUACUACUACUACUACUGCUACUACUGCUACUACUACUGCUACUACUGCAUCGGUGACCCCCAGUGACAUCUACCAAAGCAUUUCAAGACUGAGACGUGACUUUUCCAUCAUACAAAACCAAAUAUUAGGAACAGAACGAGAGAGGAAGAAAAUUCGCCGUCACAAGCCUCAAGACAAACGCGAUGCUAACACACAAACGCACGUACAGGCAAAACAGAGACCCCUACGCGCUCUUGACCUCUCGUGUGAGUCUGGGGGUAGUGACCGCAGUACUACCAUUCCUAACUGUGACCCUAAAAACCCCCACAGCCGCAGAAAAGGUCACGAAAGGUCGGGGGUUGAAAAUACAAAUAUCUCCGACAAUGCUGGGUUCAAAUGCUCCUCUUCCUCCUCCUCCUCCUCCUCCUCCUCCUCCUCUUCCUCCUCCUUCGCCACACAGCACCACGCCACUGUGCCAAGGGUGAAGACAGCGCCAAGCAACGAUCUGUCUUCCCAGAAUGCACUUGUCAUCUAUAUAAACAAUUUCAACCCCCCUUAUGAAGACACCGACCACCACCACCACCACCACCGCCACCACCACAACACCAGAAGCAACCACAGAAGAAGAACAAAAUCGCAUGACCUCUCCGUGACCCUUGACCUGACCACGGCGCUGGCCAGGACGGUACUGAGGCGAUCCGAGUCCCUCCUCACGUCACUCUCUCACACCAGUGCCAGAAAUAGCCCAAAUCCACCCAACAGGGACAGAUAGCCUGGAAAAAUAGCCCAAUCCAGGAGGAGGGUGUCAAAAUAGCCCAAUUGGUACCUGUGUUGAAAAAAAUAGCCCAAUUCAGGAGUUGUAGGGGGAGAAAGUAGCCCAGUCGAGGAGGGACAGGUAAAAUAGCCCAACUGGAAGCUACAAAGGUGAAAAAUAGCCCAAUUGAGGUUGAUGAGAAAAUAUAGCCCAAAGAGGAGGAGGAGGAAUAGAAAUGAAGGAAAAAUAGCCCAAAGAUAGAGGUAGUCAAAAAAUAGCCCAAAUAUGAGGAAGUUGUCCAAAUAAUAGCCCAAAUAUUUGUAGUGUGUGUGUGUGUGUGUGUGUGUCAGCUAGUCAGUCAGUCAAACAUACAGACAGACAAACAGA